AUGUAUCCUUUAGGGGAAGUCAUAGGUCGAGACCAACUUGACAAACAGCGCUCUCUUUGCACCCAUCUCACCGGUCAUGGAGCUAAAUCCACGAACGUUUGCUCUCAAUAUGAAAUUCAAGGGCCAUGGAUCCGCCUUCUAAAUAUCUUCGUUGCCAAAGAACAUUAUUAUUCCUGCAUCGAGUGUCGGUCGAAGCUUAACGACCAAUCCAGUCCUUGUUCCCUCUGUACCGGUAGACUCAACCUCAUGAUCAAGCUCGUUACCUUUUUCAACAAGUCUCACGCCUCGUAUCCCAUCCCCACGAUCGGUCCAGAAUAUACGACGGAGGUAGAUGGUACAUUCGAUUGUUUCGGGCAGCAAGACGUAAAGAAAUGUUCAGGAUGGGAUCCGGGCCAUGGUCAGGAAAUCGAUGACUCUUCUUCAACAAUAGAGUCUUUAAACGUCAACAACGUCCGCUCAGAUAACGCGCAUGCAAGCCAAACUCAGUUGGGAAAGCGAAAACUGGCAAUAAAUCAGAACAGAGAUGAGGAUGAUGAAGGGGGCGCGACAAAACGACGACAUUCGGGUGCAAAGAAGGAGUUUUUUGCUUGCCCGUUCUUUAAACAUGACAGAGAACAACACAGCUCAUGCCGCAACCGGAAAUUCAAGAGAAUCUCCCAGUUGGAAGGACACAUCAUUCGCCGCCAUGCACUUGGGGAUUAUUACUGCCCCAGUUGCUACGAAGAAUUCCCAGACGCGGAUAUUUGGACCACUCAUUGUAGGAGCGCCAUUUGCCAAGCGGAGGCGACACCUCCUCGUGUUUUCGCUGACGAUUUCCGCACGCUCUGCCAGGGUCUGGUUUUGCUGAGACAUACUCCGGCCCAAAUGUGGUUUGCUAUCUGGGAUCACAUUUUCCCAGGCGUCGAUCGACCUGAGAGCCCUUACAUCUCUUGA
This is a messenger RNA of Clonostachys byssicola, 933 nucleotides long. Lineage: Eukaryota; Fungi; Ascomycota; Sordariomycetes; Hypocreales; Bionectriaceae. The record is from the annotation of a GenBank genome assembly.